This is a messenger RNA of Kickxella alabastrina, 2417 nucleotides long. Its product is annotated as P-loop containing nucleoside triphosphate hydrolase protein. The record is from RefSeq and is a predicted model, not a curated record. The transcript has a single exon. Bases 112 to 2370 code for a protein of 752 amino acids. Gene Ontology annotation, molecular function: ATP binding; ABC-type oligopeptide transporter activity; ATP hydrolysis activity. Lineage: Eukaryota; Fungi; Kickxellomycota; Kickxellomycetes; Kickxellales; Kickxellaceae. Gene Ontology annotation, cellular component: membrane. Gene Ontology annotation, biological process: transmembrane transport.
UUUCUUUUGCAUAUUUCUAAAAUUACUUUUGGUGUUUUUUUUGUUCUAGUCGACGAAUUACACAUUCAAAUUCAUACAUAUCUCAUAUUUUUUUAGCUGUGUGCUGAAGCGAUGGCUGCUGUUUCUUGUCGCUCUGCUCACACUACAAUCAAGCAAACACUUGGACACUAUUAUUAUUUACAACAGCAACCACAGCAGCUGGGUUACAAACUUGUCGGUCGAAAGAGCAACUGCAACACGAUGCUUCGUCAACAUUACUGCCGUGCGGCACACGAGGCGUCGCCAGGGAGUGGACGCCAAAGCAUCCAGGGAACUCGGUCACCGCAACUGAUAUUUUCCGGCAGACGGCCGUUGAGCCCAAUCAACAUGUCGACGCCGCUGCUUAUUUCUCCAGUCACGCUCGGCAGCAAUGGCAGGUACUAUUCGACCAUCCCGCCUCAGCGCCCAGAGUCGUCUCUGUCGGAGAGCAGUGAGCAGACCGUGCCAGUCGCGGCAGUGAGCCCCGCAGCUUCGAGCAACCCUGCAGCCGCUGUGACCGAGGCGGGCGUGGAUCCCGAGGAGGCCAAGGGGGCCAAGAAGGUCAAAACAGGGCAGGCAUGGAUGCGGCUCCUGCGCUUGGCCAAGCCUGAGUACAAGCUUCUGAGCGGGGCAGUCGGCCUGCUGUUUGUGUCGUCGAGCGUGACAAUGACCGUGCCCUUCUCGAUGGGAAAGAUCAUAGAUAUGGUGACCAACGCGGGCGCGAGCAUUCCGUUCGGCCUGUCGCUCGGUCAGUUGUUUGCCAGUAUGAGCGUUGUCUUUGUCGUCGGUGCCAUGGCCAAUGCUGGGCGCGUCAUGCUGAUCCGCACGGCCGGCGAGCGCAUGAUUGCGCGCUUGCGGCGGGAUAUCUUUGAUCGGGUCAUGCACCAGGAUAUGAACUUUUUUGACCGCAAUCGCACGGGCGAUCUGGUCAGCCGGCUGAGUACAGACACGUCGAUUGUCAGCAAAAGCAUUACAAAUAAUGUAUCUGAUGGCUUGCGAGCCUCGAUUUCGGCGGUUGCCGGGAUCGCCAUGAUGCUGUAUGUCAGCCCCAAGCUGACGGGAAUUAUGCUGGGCAUCGUGCCGCCGAUUGCGCUGUGGGCUGUGCUUUACGGAAAGUACAUCAAGCGGUUGUCAAAGCAGACACAGGAGGCAGUGGGCGGCCUGACCAAAGUGUCAGAGGAGCGCAUCAGUAACGUGCGCACUGUGCAGGCGUUCUCCCGCGAGGACCAGGAGGUCCGGCGGUACGACAUCGAGGUGCAAAAGAUCUUUAAUCUUGCCAAGAAGGAGGCUAUUGCAAGCGGCUUGUUUUUUGGCGGCAACGGUCUAGCGGGCAACCUGGCCAUACUGGCGUUCUUGGGCUUUGGCGGGCGCAUGGUGAUGACGGGCGAGAUUUCCAUUGGCGAAAUGACCUCAGUGAUGCUGUACUCAGCAUACGUCGGCUCGGCACUGUCGGGUCUCUCAUCGUUCUACUCAGAGGUGAUGAAGGGCGUGGGCGCAGGGUCACGGCUGUUCUACCUGCUUGACCGCACGCCGACGGUCGAUCCCAACCCACAGGGCAAAGUGCUCGAGCAGUUCAGCGGCAAGGUCCAGUUUGAGAAUGUCGAUUUCCGCUAUCCGACCAGACCCGACGUGCCAGUAUUCCAGAACCUGAGUCUGGAGAUCCAGCCUGGAUCCCAUGUAGCGAUUGCCGGGCCCUCAGGAAAGGGAAAGAGCACGGUAACAGCGCUUCUGCUACGCUUCUACGACCCAACAGCUGGGCGCAUUCUGGUCGACGGACAUGAUUUGCGUGACCUGCGCCUUAACAGCUGGCGUUCGCACAUUGCGAUGGUUCCGCAGGAACCAGCGCUGUUUGCCGGCACCAUCCGUGAUAACCUCCUGUACGGCAAGCCGCAGGCCAGCGACGAGCAGCUGAUUGCGUCUCUGCAGAUGGCCGAUGCAUGGCAGUUUGUCGAGCGGUUCCCCAUGCAGAUGGAGACGUAUGUUGGCGAGCGCGGUGUGUCCCUGUCUGGUGGCCAAAAGCAGCGUAUUGCCAUUGCGCGCGCGCUGCUGGCUGUGCCGGAUAUUUUGAUCCUGGACGAGGCCACCAGCGCUUUGGACGGCACUCGCGAAGCGCGCGUGCUUGAGGCUUUGCAUGGCGCGUCGAGUGGGCUGCUGUACAAGGACGGUCGGCGCCUGACUGUGAUUACGAUUGCGCACCGUGCGAGCACACUGAAGCGUAGCGAUGUUGUCUUUGUGUUUGGCGAUAAUGGCUCGGUUGAAGAGGUUGGACAGUACGAUGAGCUGCUUAGCCGCGAGGGCGGGUACUUCCACCAUCUUAUGGCCGCCCAGGCAGCCGAACAUAACACCAGCUAGAUUAUUUAUUUAUUUUACUUUAUAGAAUAGAAUAUAAUAUAUUGUAA